Molecule: messenger RNA, 1818 nt
Organism: Rotaria sp. Silwood1
Lineage: Eukaryota; Metazoa; Rotifera; Eurotatoria; Philodinida; Philodinidae
Source: the annotation of a GenBank genome assembly
AUGCCUGAAUAUGAAUCAAUAGCAUCAACUGUGUUAUUACAAACUGAAAUUAUUGUAGUUAUAUGGCUUGCAACUGAAUUUAUAUUACGUGUAUGGAGUGCAGGUUGCCGUUCUCGUUAUCAAACAGUAAUGGGUCGUUUACGUUUUAUGAAAAAACCUUUUUGUGCUCUUGAUUUUAUUGUAAUUAUGGCAACUGUCGUAACACUUUGUCUAAAUAGUCGAGGUGGUAAUGGAGUUUUUGCUGCAUCAGCAUUACGUGGUUUACGUUUUUUUCAAAUUCUUCGUAUGUUAAGAAUGGAUCGUCGUGGUGGUACUUGGAAAUUAUUAGGUUCUGUUGUUUAUGCUCAUAGACAAGAACUUAUAACAACAAUUUAUAUUGAAUUUUUAGUACUUAUUUUUUCAUCAUUUAUUAUGUUUCUUGUUGAAAAAGAUAGUAUUAUUGAAACAAAAGAAAGAUUAAUUCAUAAUACAACAAAUCUAAUGACAUCAAGUUCAAUAACAAAUUUAAUUGAAACUGAUCGACAUAAAUUUGAAACAUUUGCUGAUGCAUUAUGGUGGGGAAUUAUUACAUUAUGUACAGUAGGAUAUGGUGAUAAAGUACCAUCAUCAUAUAUUGGUAAAUUACUUGCUGCUAUAUGUUCAUUUAUUGGUAUUAGUUUCUUUGCUCUACCUGCGGGUAUUCUUGGUUCUGGUUUUGCAUUAAAAGUUCAACAACAACAACGUCAAAAACAUUAUAAACGACGAAAGAUUCCUGCAGUUUUAUUAAUACAAAAUCUAUGGCGUGUCUAUGCAGCUGAUGAAAAAUCUCUGUCAAAAGCAACUUGGAAAGUACAUGUACGUCCACCGCGUAAAGAAACUAAUGUUACUACAACAUCACAAACAAAUCCUCAUCCAGUCUCAUUUAGAAUGCGUAAUAAUCAGUCAUUUUUAAAUCGAGUCAGUUUUCGACGACGCACACCAACACGAGAAACUGCAACGAUUCCUCUAACUAAUUCUAAUAGAAGUAAUAGUCCCAAUAUAAAAUCUGUACCAAAUUCAACAGUAGCUGCAAUGCGUUCUUGUAUUGAUACACUUUCAGAAACAGUUAGUAUCACACCAUCAGCAUGCAUGAACGUACCACAAGAAGUAUCCUCAUCCGAGGGUGAAGAUGAUCAUUUAUAUUAUGCAAAUGAUGUUCAAUCAUUAACACCAACACAUCGACAUACAAUUCGAUUUAUACGAAAAGUUAAAUAUUUUGUAGCAAGACGAAAAUUUCGUGAAGCUUUACGUCCAUAUGAUGUUACUGAUGUUAUAGAACAAUAUUCAACAGGCAAUGUUGAUAUGCUUGCUAGAAUGAAAUAUCUUCAAGCUAGAUUGGAUAAAGUAUUGGGUACAUCGAAAUCAAUUGAUAAUUAUGAAUCAGGCCCAAGUCUAACAUCGAGAAUAUGUAAAAUUGAAAGACAGGUAGAAAGUUUGGAUAUGAAAGUAGAUAGACUCUGUCAAUUGACUAAUAGUUUAUUAGAAUGUAGUAUUCGACAUCAAACCUCAACUCCAACUCCAACAGGACCUCUCACCAUAAAUCAUACUCGAGCUGGUAAUCGUUUUUAUGCCUAUCGUCGUCAACGACGACGAAAUCAUCCUCGAACCAUGAUAUCGGCAUCAUCACAAUCACCACAACCAGUACAAACGUCAUUGAUACAUAAUUCAUCUCCAACAAAUUUAACACAACCAUCUGUACAUUCAUCAUUAUCAGCAAGAGAUCCAUCCCGUGAAAGUCUUGUUAGCCUCUAUUGGCUCUUUCAAGAUAAUAUGAAUUCCUCAAGAACUCAUUAUGUUUAA